GCCGGAUUGUUCUAUCGUUAUGUUCCUCUGGUCCAAGCGCUUUCAGACAGUGCUGUUUACACUUUACAGCACUGCAAUGGACAGCGGUGCAGUAGUAUCAGGUGCACUAUAGCAGUGAUUUCCCCUGAUGACAUCUAAAUCAAAGGCUCAACUGGCCCCUCUGCCAAGGACAGAGAUCCUUGCAUAUUGGGUGCUGUCCUUAGGCUCACAUCUCUACUCUUUCUACCAACUUCACAGGUUCUCCAAAGAGCAUGAAGCAGGAUUAGAGAGAGGAUUCCAGUUGGAAAAAGGCCUUGUCAAGGGUUUUAAAAGGGACCUUUCUGACUUUGAGUGGAGUUUCUGGACUGAAUGGGCUAAGAAGUCUUUGCUGUGGACUCUAAUUGGUCAUGGCGUGAUAUCAAGAUUGACCAGCAUCUUUAAUCCCAAGCUUAGGGUGCCAGCACUCACCGUAUAUGGCCUCUUAGCAGCCAGCAGUGUGUUGGGGAUUAAAGGUGUGAGCGUGCUGCUGGUACAUGUGGGCCUGUCGUUUUCAGUGGCCCAAUUACAAAAGCCUGCUCUGUCAUGGUGCUGCAACCUUCUGCUGCUCUCCACACUUCACAUCCAUCCACUACAAGAGAUCCAGAGAGGCUGGUAUAAGACCGAGGAGGAGUACUAUCUGCUCGUCUUCAGUGUCGCUGUCUGUGGACUUCGCCUCAUCAGCUUCAGCCUGGAGCAUUGCUGGAGCCCUGCAGACGGUGGUGGAGCUGUGCAGCUCGGCUGGUUGUUUUCAUACACCUUCUAUCAUCCUUUUUUCUACAAUGGACCCAUUAUCUCGUACAGAGACUACACUGAGCAGAUGCGAAGGCCUGCUGAGGAGUGUGACGGGGACAAAUCUGGUGUCAUAUACUUGUUGCUCAGAUCAGGACGAAUCAUACUGUGGUGGUGCCUCGUGGAAUACAUGAUCCAUGUUAUGUAUAUGCACUCCAUCCAAUCUAAUGAGACAUACUUAGAGAUCCUCCCUCCCUGGGCCUUGGGUGGUCUGGCGCUGGCCCUUGUCCAGUUUUUCUUUGUGAAGUAUCUGGUGCUGUUCGGCUUUCCAUCCAUGCUGGCUUCUAUGGAUCAACUAGUUCCCCCAAAGCUCCCUCGCUGUGUCAGCAUCAUGUACAGUUUCACAGGGAUGUGGAGGCACUUUGACGCCGGUCUGUAUCGAUGGCUCAUCAGAUACAUCUACGUGCCGCUGGGAGGUUCUCGCCACGGUCUUCUUUACCAAAUGUUAUCCACUGGCCUUGCGUUCGGGUUCGUCUGCCUGUGGCACGGCGGCCAUGACUACUUGCGAUACUGGGCCCUGAUGAAUUGGGUCGGAGUUGUGGUGGAAAACACACUGAAAUCUGUCUUUGCCUCAUCUUACAUUCACUCCAUUGUUGAGCGACAUUUCUCUCCGGCGAUGGAGAGGCGUUGCAUUGCCCUUCUCUCUGCCUUCUCCACCGCCAUGCUCAUCCUCUCUAAUCUGGUGUUCCUCGGGGGGAUACAUGUUGGCAGAAUCUUCUGGAAGCGUGUCUUCAUUCAAGGUUGGUCCACCAUUGCCCUGCCUAUGCUGGCUUUCCUCUACUGCUUUGCUCAGAUUGGACUGGAGUGGACUUCUCGCCCACCAUGAGUCACCUUGACUUUGUAUCGGAGGCAGAAUCCCCCGAAUGCGACCUGCUGAGUCCGGAGCCUUGUCCUCACCAGACAGAGGCUCUGUGGCACACCUGGCUCUCCUCCACAGAGCGUCCUAAACCUGGCUGAAUGCAGCUGAGCAGACACUUUUACAACCGGCAAGGCCGUGCAAAAUCUGCCUGUAAGCUAAGACUUAAAGGAUCACUGCGGAUUCUCUCUGAGGAGUUUCGUGGAAAAUGAAAGUGCACAUAAGCUGUAAUUGACUGAAAUUCAGGGCAUUUCCAAUAUGAGCCCUCACAGUGUCAAAGCAUGUUUUCUACACAAUAAACUACACUGAAUCAC
Messenger RNA from Trematomus bernacchii (emerald rockcod), 1977 nucleotides. RefSeq names its product hedgehog acyltransferase (gene hhat). The record is from RefSeq and is a predicted model, not a curated record. The coding region runs from base 128 to 1633 and encodes 501 amino acids. Gene Ontology annotation, cellular component: endoplasmic reticulum. Lineage: Eukaryota; Metazoa; Chordata; Actinopteri; Perciformes; Nototheniidae. The transcript is spliced from 12 exons. Gene Ontology annotation, biological process: protein palmitoylation. Gene Ontology annotation, molecular function: palmitoyltransferase activity.